GUAAAUGUACACUGGGGGAAGCAGCGUUCCAGGAUCCAUACUAGGGCGCCGAAAAGUCUGGUGUCCUUCGGGAGGGGAAUAAUUUUCACAGCAUCCCUCUGAGUAUAGAGUAAUCCACCAGCAGCUAUGUGUUCGCUUUCGGCCUAGUUAGAAUACAGUCAGGAAAAUCAAAUAAAAAUGGUGAAAAAAUUCUGUUUCAUUUUCGGUUUUCGGAAUGGGGCCGUUAUAAUGAGUCUUGUUAGUCUUCUAACAGGAGUGGCUCUGAUUCUAGAUUGUAUAAUGAAUAUUGAUAAAGGAAAUGCUAAAAAGUAUAAUUCUUUCAUUGUUGUUGGUAUAUUCAUGGGAAUAACAAGUUUGACAGCAGGUGGAAUUCUUUCUAUAGCUAUAUUGAAGGCAAAAGAAAAAUUCAUUCUUCUUUACAUGCUGUUGGAAUCAGUACUACUUCUGAUUGUUACGAUCUACGCAGGAAUGUUUGUUUUCACAAAUGCAGCUUUCUUAUUAGUACUGAUUGUUUGCGGUUUGAUGUGGUUUGGCAUAGUUGGAAUUUAUGGUUUUUACACAGAAAUAGCUCAAUACAAUUCUUCGAUACCAGGAGCAUAUGAAGUGUCUUAUUCUGACCAAGGAGGUUAUAUGACUGCUACACCAAGUGGUCAAAUUGAUGAUAUAACAGCAGUUUAGAACCUUGAUAUCACUCGAGAUAAUUAUUUUUUUGUGAAUUUUCGGAUUACUCAUAUGGAACACAUCCAAUAUGUAGGGUGUUUGGUGAAGAUAUCUCAAAUAUUCUGAAGGUGAUACCUUGUUUGAAAUUAAGGUCUGUGUUUUUUACAAUUAGAUACGAACUCAUUUUUACGUUUGAAUUUUUCUUGAUUAUGUUUAAUCGAAUGGAAACCAAAUUCGAUAGAUUGUGCCCAUUGAUACAGGUCAAUGUUUUAUGAUUUGCUAAUAUUAUGGUGUGCAAAUUGACAACUCUUUUCGCAUUUCCUUGAAAAGCGAGGAAAAGGAAAGCGAAAUCGAAGAAAAAUUUUGGGAAAAACAGACUUAAGUUUUCAUCAAUAAAUCUCUGCAUUUUUCACAUAAUUUUUGCCUAACACCCUGUAUAGCUACACCGUCCAUGUAGUAGGAUUUCUUAUAAUUAUUGGAUUAAAGUAAUUUUUGAAGUAAUUUAAGAAAUCUCGUUGAAAUAGGUAAAUAUAGUUUUAUAUUCAAACGACUUCAAUACUAUUUUGAGUUUCAGUUAUUUCAUUAUUAUUCAGUAUCUAUAUUAUACCUAUUUUUAAAAUCAUUCGAUGAGGGAUAGCCUAAAAGUUGUUUUUGCUUAUUAUAUAAAUGGUUCCAACUCCUAUAUUGACAAUAAAAUUAUCCAUUUAAUUUUUGUGCUGUGAAUUUAGGCAGGUUUGAGAAUUUUUCAUAUUUUUAUAUAAUAUUCGACUGAAAUGGUCCUGUGUUCAAAUAUCAAAAUUUGGAUUUGUUGAAUUGUAAUUGCGAUUGUUUGAAUUGAAAAUCAUAUCGAAAUAAUCUUUGUGGUAUGUACUUAUAUUUCCUCUCAAUCUAAUUCUCAUAUGAUCUUCAAGAGAUUUGUUUUGAUUUUUGGGCAAUUCUCAAGGUU
Molecule: messenger RNA, 1606 nt
Organism: Harmonia axyridis
Lineage: Eukaryota; Metazoa; Arthropoda; Insecta; Coleoptera; Coccinellidae
Exons: 4
Coding region: 178-678 (166 amino acids)
Source: RefSeq, a predicted model, not a curated record